Molecule: messenger RNA, 6709 nt
Organism: Oreochromis aureus
Lineage: Eukaryota; Metazoa; Chordata; Actinopteri; Cichliformes; Cichlidae
Product: zinc finger protein 271-like
Exons: 3
Coding region: 364-3405 (1013 amino acids)
Biological process (GO): regulation of transcription by RNA polymerase II
Cellular component (GO): nucleus
Molecular function (GO): RNA polymerase II transcription regulatory region sequence-specific DNA binding; DNA-binding transcription factor activity, RNA polymerase II-specific
Source: RefSeq, a predicted model, not a curated record
GGGGGGAGGCAGUGUCCGGAAGAAGCUCUGCUAACAUGGCGGUUAUAUUUUUCACUCCAUGCUUUGGUUGUGAGCAUAGCGUUUAGGUGUAAUGACUGUUUUAAAGUGCGCGGCUGCAGAGAGGAGCAUGCUGCCGGGAUGCUGACGGCCGCGGCUCGGAGCUGAGUCUGCGGUCCCUCCCCCCGCCGCUGUCUCUGCGUCCGUCCGUCUGUCCGUGCCGUGACUUGUGACCCAGUUUGGUUUGAUGAGCUCGGAUGGCAGGAACACAGAGAUCACAGAGUGACAUCUUUACUCAGCAAGUCAUACUGGACUCGGAGAAGGAAAAAAAAUUGCCCCUGUGAACAAACUUCAUAAAACCUAACAAUGAGUGAAGUAUCUGUGGAGGUAGAUGAGGAUGUGAUAAAACAGGACCCCGCUUUGGAGCCCCUCGCAGAGCCGCUGCUGAUAAUCCUGUCCCCGCCUCCACCUUUCUUGCCUGUCCCCGGUGAGCCAGCCUUGCUUUGGUCUAAAUGGCUCAAAGCGUUCGAACACUAUGUCGAAGCACUCAGUGAAAAAGAGCUGGUCGACUCCAGUAAGUGUCUACUCUUACAGAACUGCCUUGGCCCGGAGGGGCAGCGUAUCUUCACAACACUGAUCCAAAAUGACACCACCUACGCAGCAGCCAUAUCAACACUGACAGCUUACUUCAGCUCUGAUUACACCACUCAGAUGCACCGCCUUAAAUUCCACCAAAGGGCUCAGAUGCCUGGAGAGACUGUAGAUCAGUUUGUGUCUGCUUUAGAAGAGCUCCUCAGGCCUUGCAGUUAUGGACACUUGAAGGAUGAACUCCUCUUGAAUCAGCUGAUUGAGAAAACAAGCUACCCACAGCUCAGAGAGAGGCUUCUGACUGGGAGAGAAAGUCUGACUUUGGCCACAGCGUUAGUUAUUGGUAAAGAAGUGGAAACCUUGCUAAAUGGAUCUCAGCUGUUUGAUAUUCAUGAAGUCAGCGUGGACAUUGGAGAUGAUUUAGAACCACCGGUUCAAAGAAAAGCUAAAAGAGGAAGGCCUCGCCGUGGGGAAAAAAGGUCAAAAACAAACACGCGCUUGACUAAAACUCAAUCACUCAAACCCAAAGGUAACUGCUACAAGCUAUGUAAUAAUGACAAUGAUGCAGAGUCUCAGACUACUAGUGAGACCAAUGUGACUAAUGAUAAUGAAAAUAGAACUUCGUCUUCAUCUUUACAAAAGCUGAACGAGGACGGCUGUAAAAAAACUAGCGAUGGUUUUGAGGAUGACGACAACGCCAAUGAUGAGGACUUUGAUCUGUUUUCAACUAAACCGAAAGGUCCCUACUGUCCCAUCUGCCCCGAUCGCCGCUUCAGAGACGCUCACAAGCUUGCCAGACACAUGAGGACUCACACGAAGGAGAAACCGUUCACCUGCCCUGUCUGCUCUAUGAGCUUCAGCCAGUCAUACCACAUGACCCGACACCUGAGGAACCAGCACGGUGCAGGACAGCAUGUCUGCACUACCUGUGGGAUAACUUUAGAGAGCUUUGCAGAGUUGAAAAGUCACAAGAGGAAGCACAAGUCAGAUGUUCUGUCAUAUCCAGAAUGUCGUGAAAAAUUAUCCAACAGCGACGUGUUUCCUAGUCAUGUCGAGUCAGACAGCAAAUGUUUCUUUACCCAAACAGAGGGACAAAGUUCUCAGCAAAUCGAGAGAGUCAAAGUGAAGAUUGAAGAAAUAACAAGUGACGAUCCAGCUUUCGGUAACAGGGAUUUUCAGGAUACGGGAUCCAAAGUGAAUGUUGUGACGGAAGAAGGAAAUUCCGAUGAAUCACCAUCUCAAGAUGAAGGGAGACCGAAAGAAAACCCCACCGCCACUGCGAAAACAAAAGGCCAUUUCUGUCCCGUCUGCAUAAACAGACGCUUCAGAGGGCCAAACAAACUCGCCAGGCACAUGAGGACACACACAAAGGAGAAACCCUUUAGCUGUCCUGUCUGCGCCAUGACUUUUAGCCAGUCCUACCACAUGACCCGACAUGUGAGGAACCAGCACAACCUGGGCAAAUACAUCUGCUCUAAAUGUGGCAAAAGUUUCAGUAGCUGGCUCGAUAUGAGAGCGCACAAGAAAACCCACGCAGUCGAAGGCCUGACGUGUCUCGCAUGCGAUAAACAGUUCAAGGAGAAGGCUGCGCUUGCGAGUCACCUUAAAUUACACAAGAAGGUUGCGUCGGGUCCUCGAAGCCUCGUCUGCGGCGACUGCGGCAAAGAAUUCCGCCGAAUGUAUCACUUGAAACGGCAUAUAGUGACUCAUAGGAAAGCAUCGAAUGGGGAGUGUUUCACAUGCCCUGAUUGUCAGAAAGACUUUGCCUUCUUGGAAGACCUCAACAAACACCUGGAGGUACAUGUGAAAGAAAACAAGGGGACCUGCCCAAAGUGUAAUGAAACCUUUGGUAGUCUAGAAGAACUGGAGGCACACAUGGCGGUGCAUCAGAAGUCUUAUUCCUGCAGCACGUGUGGAAAGAAGUUUAAAGUUGAGUAUGCUCUGAAGAAGCACGAGCAAAGUCAUGGAGGCGAACAGUAUUACUGUGCACUGUGCCGCAAACACUUCCUCAAGCUUUCUCACUAUAAGAGGCACUUAAUGGUCCACAACAGGCGCGAAUCUAAAUGUCCACACUGCGACACUGUCUUUCUGCAGUUAACCGCUUUGAAGUAUCACCUGCGGACUCAUACUGAAGAACGACCGUACCAGUGCACCUGUUGUAUUGAAACCUUUGAGGAGAGGGAAGAUCUAGAGCAGCACUGCCUCAAACACAGAAAAUUCAAGAAGGAGAGGCCCUACUCCUGCACUCGGUGCGAUUUUGCUUUCUCCACCCUGAUGGAGCUGACGGAACACAUGAGUUCACACGAGGGAGAGCAGCCGCAGACCUGCUCCGUCUGCGGGAGGACGUUCCUGAACAAGAAUAAGCUGGAGAAGCACCUGACGAUCCACACGGGGGAGAGACCUCACCUCUGCUCCAUCUGUGGGAACGGCUUCCCCUCCGCAGCGAGCCUCAAGCUACAUGUGCACAUCCACACGGGAGAAAAACCUUACCAGUGUUCACAGUGCAGUAAGAGUUUCAGGUCGUCCAGCGGGCUGCGCCUACACAGCAGACAGCACAUGGAGGUUCGGCCCAUUUACGAGUGUCCCCAGUGCGGUAGAACUUACGGCCGCAUGACAGAGCUGAAGAUGCACCAGCGCUAUCACACGGGAGAUAAACCGUAUGCGUGCACCUGCUGCAGCAAACGCUUUAUUAGCAAAGACAAACUAAAUGUUCACAUGAGGAUACACACAGGGGAGAGACCGUACUCCUGCCCCCACUGUGGACAGACUUUUACACAGACCGGGGACAGAAACAGACACAUCAGUAAAUUCCACCCGUAAGUGCAGUGAAAGGAAAACAACAAAGGCUUGGUGGUUACUUUCAAAUGACCGUACCAGUGGUUUUGCGUGUUUGUUGGAGUUUGAUGCCUUACUAAUAUUUGAGGAAGAAUACAAAACCAAAAUGUAUUACAAACAUAACUAAGGCAAAUUUAGGCUGACAUGAACAUGAAAGAUGAGGUAACAUAAUUGGUUUUGUUUAGGAACAACACUAAUAGAUCAGUACCUUUUUGGCGGUCCCAAUAAAGACUUGUUAGUGCUUAACUGGAGAUUUUUGUGAAGCCAGACUUCACAAAUGGGCAAAGUCUAAAUGCAGCAGAUAUUGUGAAAGACAUAAUUUUUUUAUGAGCUUUUCAGAAGAAUCAAGAUUAAUGCCUUUUUGGUCAUAGUAAUGAUUUAUGAACCCAUGCCAGGAUUUCCACUACUCACACGUCACUUUUAACACAGCCUUCCAGUAUGAUUGUUGUCCCCGCCUCUUGCAUACAGAGAUUUCUCUGAAUUCUGACUGAAUUUUUGAUGAUCAUCUUCUUGAGUUAGCCCACACAACCCCUCACCUCUUUACUUCUAAGUGGCUUACAAAUCAUUUGAUUCUGUUCAUUGACAUUUGGCAGUGAGGGUGAAAACUGAUGUUGAGUCACAGAUGAAAAGCCAGUCACACAGAGCUGCUGUUCAUCUGUCUUAAAUGUUUUCUGUGAGAGAGAAUAACCUGUUUAAUGUGCUAAAAACAGCACUUUAUAACUUUCUUAUAGCACGUAUACUAAGCCAAAAUGCGACGCCUAUUGGAGACAAAAGACAAAUUACACACAAGCGGCAUGAAAGAAGAAAACUCCCACUUCUUAAAUGCUCAUUUCUUUACUACUGAAAAAAACUAUUUAAAUUAACGCAGACAGCCCAAUUCCCAUCAGGAUAUGAUUUUUCUGAAAAGCUCAUGAAUGUGCUGCUUUUUGCUUCUAACUUUUACUUGAUGGGGAAAAAGCAUCCAGAACCACAGUACUGGUGUCAAAUGGUUUCUGUGUGCACAGUAAGAUGCCUGACAGUUUGUCUCUGCUGUUUUCUGCAAGUUUCACAGCUGGACUGAAGAAGUCGUAUCAUUACUCUAGAAAUACAAAAGCUCUGCAUGACAGUUUAUUCUUUGAGGCUCACAGUUCUCACUCCUGUGCCUGACAUAUCCUCCUCGUGAAGCACUUUUGUAAAGCACCCUGGUCUUACAGACUGUCACACUCGUGACCAGCAUGUGAAUCUUUGGCCUGCUCAGAUCUGCAGACACAUACUGAACGCUCAGACACCAAAACCUUUCAGCGAUCGCGAUUCAGCAUAUUUAUCUGUGUGUGUGUGGGCAUAUCUUACACGUCUGAUUCUUUUUACGUUUUGCUUCUCUGAAAGUGAGCAUUUUGUAACUGUGUUUAGAAAAGUGUCCUAAGAAUAAAACUUAUUCACUUCACCAGUACGUGUUGUGAGACUGUAUAACCACAUCAGAUGUGUACAAAGAAACAAAGGAAUGAACGUUGUUCCACUUUUCAUCUGUUAGUUACUCAAAUUCGCUUCAGAUGUCGAGUCCUGUGACACAAAAUAGUUUUCCCUCGAGGGGGAGGGAGUAUGUGACUGGUUCUGUUUGUUAGCAGUUUAGCAUUCACAGUUUUCAAGAUAUUUUCUAAUUUUGUGUGGUGGUAGAUGCCAAUAACAAGCUUGAGCUGAUUUAGUUUUGGUGAAACUCGGGUCAGGUCACACCAAAUGUGAAAAACUUUACAUUCCCCACAAUCUUUUAUGGAUUAGUUUUAAACUUUACAACAAUAUACUAGGCGUUGGGGGACAUGAGUACCCAGGUUUGCUAUAUCAAAACUAUAUCGAGUAAUAUAUGAUAUGAAAGGACAUGGCGAGAGCUAUACAACACACUUUUUACUUUUUCAAUACAACGACACAGUGGCGCCAUACCAGGUUAACGCCUGACUGUAAUAAAAUAUCAGAGUUUUAGUAAAGACGUUGCCUUUCAGGUGGGCGUUGUGCUCUCUGAGUGCUCUUUGUUUUUGAUGCUACUCACGAGAAUGAAGAAGCAGCACUGUGUCAGACUUUGCUGCUGUCAUGUUGUAAAGAGAGCAGUAAUGGCAACAGGCAUAUUAUUGUUUUCAGUUCUGUACACCAGCAGAAAACAGAACAAAGGAGGGGAUCUUCUACCCAGCCCAGUCUGCUAUUUAACAAAAAAACUCUUUUCCAUCAAAGCUUCUGCAGGCCAGACUGCCCUGAUAGCUUUUGAAAAUCACCCACAUUUCGAGUGGCUUGAAAACCGACUAUUGUGUGGCAAUAUAUUUCUGUGGAGGAAAAAACAAAGCUGUGUGUGUUACAUGUGCCAUGUACCAAUUCUUGGUUAAUUUCUUGCAGUAAAAUGUUCCAUAUUUAAUUAAUUUAAUAGGAUGAAGUUUUUGUUUUGGGGAAUUUUUCUUGUUUCUUGUGGAAGGGUGAUCUUUUGUGGAAGGUAAAGAAGUACAUAGAACUUGCAUUUGUUGGCAUAAAAUGAAUGCAAGGGAGAAAGAAGAGACUAAAUGAAUAUUUAUGAUGACAUAAAGAGGUAUAAAGGAAAUGAGUUAAUAAAGUUGUCAGAAGUGGUCAGGAAACAGCCAGGUUAACAUAAGGAAAAGGCAAAACACACUCAGAGUCACUGAGACUAAAAUAUGAUACAUCGAUUUUAAUUAGACCUGUGUCUAUAUAUUUUUGCAAAACAACCUCUGAAGGCAAAGUGUAAAUCACCUGACAUAUGAAAUAACAUGUUACACUACAGUUGCUGAGAUGUGCUCCCAGAAGGGAUACACGUCUGAAGAUUUCCACACGUCACACGUGGGGGAAGCACAGGCGUUAGUUACCUUUUUCACCCUGCCAUUCUCACAGUGUGAACAGUAGUUAAAUAUGUGGAUUUUUAUUGAUGUAGAUUAAAAAAGGACUUUCACAUAUUAAGGUAGUAAUUGUAUGUUGAAUGCAUUAAGCAUGUUCAACUAUUUUCUUUUAGUGAAAUAAAAGGCCAGUAAUUCUUUUUAAUUUUUUAAGGUAGGGUGAAAAAAAUAUAAACUGAAAAAAGUAAAAACAAAAGCAGCAUCAGGCUUGAUAGGUGGCAGUGACGUCUGAGUUUAUGAAUUAUAUAUUUAGUUAUUGAGGGAUAUUAGAUCAAACAAUUGUAAUUUAGCUGCGGUCGUCUGUAGGUUUGUGUUUCAAAGGGUGCAGUGUAAAGGAGGAGACGGCACACUGUGGUGCUGCAGUUAGAUACAAACACCGCUGACUUUAAGAUCUGCUUCUUUCACGUAACUGUAAACGACCUGUC